Messenger RNA from Lymnaea stagnalis (great pond snail), 1642 nucleotides. The record is from the annotation of a GenBank genome assembly. NCBI's taxonomy places the organism in Eukaryota, Metazoa, Mollusca, Gastropoda, Lymnaeidae.
AUAACACUCAGAGCAGUCAGGGUCGUAUCCAACAAGAUCAAAUGCGGUACGAAGGACUGGACUGUGUUGCCAGCAGGUACAUUUUAGAUUAUUUUGAUAUUCAAUUAAAAGGUGUGGUUUAGAUGAAAGCUAAAAAGAGUUGAUUCAAAAUAUAUUUUGGUGUUUUUGUGCUUAAAAAUGACUUUGCCUUGAUUUAUUUAGAUAACUAGUUCAAUUCAACAUUUAAGCUUGGGACUGAAAACACAAUUAAGUAGUUAAACAAUCAUCUCUAUGUAACAGCUACAUCCUAACCUUUCUUAAUAAAAAUGUGAAGUUGUAAUAGUGUCUCAUUCAUCUUUUUUCUUUAAACCAUUUGCUUUUAGUGCAUUGCCUGAAGAAAGUGGGAAUACCAUGUUUACUUCUGCACAGCUUGCCAUAACUCAUGAUAACAUGAGAAAGGUGGGUAGUAUUUUCAAACAUUUUUAAGUGCAAACCUAACUUCUCUUAGUGUAUUCAGCUGAUACCUAACUUCUCUUAGUAUAUGCAGUUGAUACCUAGCUUAUUCCAGUAUAUGCAUUUGAUACCUAGCUUCUCCUAGUAUAUGCAGUUGAUACAUGAAUUACAGUUUUAGAUAGGGGAAAAAAAGGGAUCAACUCUUAAAACUGUGUUACUCAUUUGUACGCCAUUUUAUUUCCCUUCAUGUCUCAGAUGUGGUCAAAGCUGAAAAUGUCCUCUGGCUUUUUGUUUUUAUAUUAUUCAUUAACAUAAAGUUAAGAAAAUAAAACAACUUUGCCUUUUCAACAUUUGACUUAUUUUUCCACUUUUUAAAUAAUUAUUAUAAUCAGUCUGUUAGGGUAUUUCAUCUGAAAUUAUUUCCUUUGUCAGCAAUUUUGCUAUUACUAUUAUGUUAGUUUAACUUUCACUAGAAAAUGCAACAAUAAAAAAAGUCAUUAAACACAGUGCUUUCUCUAAAGUGUAAAGUAUGUGAAAGUACUAUCAUUUCAGUGAAAUUCACUUAUAUUCUGAAUUAAAAUGAGCCACAUGUCUGAGCAGUUGAAAAAUUGGUAGACUUCUGGUUGUUUUCUGAUAUCGAAAAUGAUUUUGACAUGAUCUUUUGCUGAUACCAAAAUGAGCAAAUUAUGUUUUUUUUGUUUUAUUGUACUCUUCCAUCCACAGCACAUUCAGCUCUUGGCUCAAAGUUUUCUCUUGUUCCAUAAUACAGCAGGAGAACUUUCAAAUUUACCAAAUAAUAUGAUUGUAAGUAUGCACUAAUUAUUAAAAAAGUGAAACAAAUGCUGCAUGCUUAUUCAAAUUAAUAAUUUCUAAAUAUUGUUUUAUAAGGACUGUGAUUACCAGAUAAAGAUAUUGAAAUAGCUGUGCCUGAAAUAUAUAUUUGAAACCAUGAUGUCAAACUUUGUGUUAAAAUGAAAUAAAACGCUAACAUUAAAUAGAGCAACCCAUUAUCACAUGAUAAGAUUGAGAUAGAGCGAAAUGAAUGAAUAACCUUUUAGUAAUUUAAUUAUAGAUGGAAUUGGCAAAUUUUCGUGACAACUCUCCUGCCCUGCAUAGUUCUGUCUACAACGUAUGCAACCUGGAUCCAGCGCUACAACUGGUGGGGAAUGAAGAAUACAUUUUUGAAAAUAUUGGAUCAAGUAACGUUGGG